Molecule: messenger RNA, 2666 nt
Organism: Penaeus indicus
Lineage: Eukaryota; Metazoa; Arthropoda; Malacostraca; Decapoda; Penaeidae
Product: histone acetyltransferase type B catalytic subunit-like
Exons: 3
Biological process (GO): subtelomeric heterochromatin formation
Cellular component (GO): nucleus
Molecular function (GO): histone binding; histone H4 acetyltransferase activity
Source: RefSeq, a predicted model, not a curated record
UGGAGGAUCCCUCAGAUAACUUUGUACGGUUGCGAGACUUUGUUGACUCCAAAAAUUGCUUGAAGAUGGACUCGUUCCAGCCAUCAAAGCUGACUGAAGGAUUCACUGAAGCCAUGGCUAAAGAAGCCCAAGAGAAGUUAAAGCUGAAUAAAAAACAAGUUAGACGUGUGUAUGAGAUCCUCAGACUUCACAUAACAAACCGAUCAGAUAAAGAAUCUUACAGAAGAUACAGAUUGGAAGUUAAGAACCGGCUUAAUGUUCAGUACCAGAAAGAAGAUAGAGACAUGGAGAAGCUGAAAAAGAUACUGAAGCCAGAAGAAUACCAAGCCACAAUGACCAUCACUAGCAAAGAACAGCGCCUGGAGAGUUUGGAACGCCAAUAUAAUGAUCUGGAGGAACACUACUUACAUGUUCUGGAGCGUCUGGCAGCUACCAAUUUGUCUUGACCAAUUUAAGGAUAGCAACAAACCUUGACUAAUUGUGUGGUCAUGGUUUAUUUUACUGAAAAUUAAUGAAUAGUAUUUGGAAGAAGCAACAGCUCAUACACUUCUUGUGUGUAACCAGUUUGCUUGAAAGAAUUUGGAUGGCAUUGUGCAUUUCUGGCAAAUAAAAAUACUUUUUUCCCCCCAAACAAUAAAGCAUUUGUUUGCUGCACCUUUGUCACUUAAUUCAGUAAUAUUUUUAUAAUUUCAGGCAGCAACUUGUAUUAUCAUAAAUGACAAAAUUUUGUCAUAACUUACUCUGAAAAAUAAAUUGUUACACCAUUUGUCAUUUUAUUAAUGGAUCUCUUAAGCUUUACCAGUAAAGUUUAUAAAAAUGUAAUCUAACAUAAAUAGAAUUGGUAUUGUCCUGUGACUGUGAAAUGCCAGAUGUUGCAAAGCAAUAGUUAACAUAAAUGCAUGCACUCACACAUGUAUGUGUGUGUGUUUGUUUUAUAUAUAUGCAUGUAUAUAUUUAUAUGUAUAUGAAUGUGUAUAUAUAUAGAUGUAUAUAUAUGUGUAUAUAUAAAGAAAACAUGAAUAAAAAACAAAUACUCGGUUUCGUAAUCUGAUGAUCUUGCUUGUAUUACAGUUAGAACAUGCAAUGAAUUCAAAUAUAGAAUAAGCAGAGAGAUAAUUUAAUCCAGAAACUGUUGCUUUAGAGUCAGGUUUGAAACAAGUUUAACACUGAUGUUUAUCAUCCUAUUGAAGGGACAGCUUAUGCCAGAAAAUAUCUAUCACUGUGACCAAGUUUCUAAUACAAGAAUUCUGUAAUAUCCAUAAGAGGUCCAAUACAUUUGCAUUUGAUUUCAAUGAUAAUGGAAUUAUUGUCAUGUGUAUUCUUAAUGAUUAAAAGUAGAAAAUGUUGAGCUCAAUUAUAUAUAUUCUUUGUGUGACCCCAAAGUGUCAGUAUCCUCUUUUAAGUAAUUUUUUCCCAACAUUUCUAUAAUCGACCUCAAGCUAUUGUUGUCAUAUCCUUCUGCCAUUCCUGGUCCUUCUUCCAACCAGUGUGGCAUUAAGCCUGGAUGGAACCCUGCCAAAUAGAAUCAGGAAGUAAGUCUGUUUGCCUUAACAAUAUUUAAUGUUUGGUUGAUGAAGUACAAAAAAUACAGAGUAUGGAAUUGUAGUUUACAGCAGUCUGUAUAGUUUUCAGAAGAGAAUUAUAUAUUGCCAUGUUAAUAUUUAGUGCUGUAGUUGGUAGAGAUAUUAUUGAUGUGGUUACAAAGGUCCAAAUGUGUAGAAGGCUGUGGAAGCUUGGAAAUCCCUAAGAGUUGGCAAAGGUUAUCUUAUUGGAUAGUUACAUAUAGAAGGCAGAUGAGAUAAGAUUCAUUGUUGCAAUAAAGGUUUUGAGGUUUCUAGAGCUUGUGUGGAAACUCUACUUGCAUUAAAUUUGCAGUUGAAAAAAAUAUAUAUAUUGUCCUAUUUUAAGCAUCUAUUGUUUAUUUACUUUUUAUUGAUCCUUAGAACUAAUGUCCUUUAACUGAAAUUUAUAGUGGCAACACCUACCUCCACUUGAUGUACUGUAGCCUAGUUGGUUUUCACUUGUUGCUGGAUACUGCUCUGCAGAAUGGAAAUGCUUUGUUUCAGUCAUAUCAUGAGAAGGGCAUCGGGUCUCAGGGUUUUCCUUGUUCUGAUUCUACUUCUGGUCUGGCCACUGAGCAGAUAGUUUUUUAAUGCAGUUUACCCAGUUGAAUAUAAUGAGAAUAUGAAGUGGAAUUGUCCUCUCUGCUGUUGUGUCCAGAAAGGUCUAAAACUUUAUUUUGGUAAAUCAGUGUAAAAUACAGUAACCAUUAAUCAUUAGUGUGAAAGCUAACAAAGGUUGUAUAUGAAUACAGUGAUUAAGGUAAUUCAGUAGAAAUAAUGGAUGCUCAUUAAAGUAGUUUUGUCAUUUCAUAAUGAGACAGGGAUAAAGGCAGGCAGAACACAUUAUGGUUAUUUUUGUGAGUUGAAGAAGAUUAACAAUGUUUUUUAUGCUAAUUGUUCAAGAUGAAUAUUUAAUAUUUUGAUGUUUCAUUGAAAAAUAUGUAGGCAUUGUAUUUAGAUGGUAAAUUUAAUGUUCAUAGCAAAAGAGUAAUUUAUCUGUCUUCAUAAUGUGCACAGCAUUCACAAUUUUGUACUAGUUACUUCAAUUGAAACUUUACAAGAUCAUUUGCAUAUAAUAUUAGAUCAAUAUAAAGCAUAUUGACA